Messenger RNA from Pestalotiopsis fici W106-1, 3195 nucleotides. RefSeq lists its product as uncharacterized. The transcript has 2 exons. Gene Ontology annotation, biological process: ribosome-associated ubiquitin-dependent protein catabolic process; rescue of stalled cytosolic ribosome. The record is from RefSeq and is a predicted model, not a curated record. NCBI's taxonomy places the organism in Eukaryota, Fungi, Ascomycota, Sordariomycetes, Amphisphaeriales, Sporocadaceae. Gene Ontology annotation, molecular function: ribosomal large subunit binding; tRNA binding. Gene Ontology annotation, cellular component: RQC complex. Bases 1 to 3195 code for a protein of 1064 amino acids.
AUGAAGCAGAGAUUCUCUUCUUUGGACGUCAAGGUCAUUGCUCAUGAGCUCUCAGCGAGUUUAGUGUCGCUUCGAGUAUCAAACAUAUACGACCUGUCCUCCAAGAUCCUCCUUCUCAAGUUUGCCAAGCCAGACAACAAGAAGCAGCUUCUCAUCGACUCGGGAUUCCGCUGUCACUUGACCGAUUUCGCACGAACAACAGCUGCUGCGCCCUCAGUCUUUGUCCAAAAGCUGCGGAAGUAUCUCAAGACCAGGCGCUUGACUUCAGUCUCGCAAAUCGGGACCGAUCGUAUCAUUGAAUUCCAGUUCAGUGACGGCCAGUACCGACUCUACCUCGAAUUCUUUGCCAGUGGCAAUGUUAUAUUGACGGACAGUGAUCUGAAAAUCUUGACGCUCCUACGCAACGUACCCGAAGGCGAGGGUCAGGAACCUCAAAGAGUUGGGCUGACGUACUCUUUGGAGAAUCGGCAGAAUUAUGGAGGAAUUCCAGAUCUUACAAAGGAACGAGUGCGCAAUGCGCUGCAAAUAAUUGUGAGCAGGAGCGCUUCUGCCGCCGCCGCUGGCAAGAAGGUGAAGAAGAAGCCAGGCGACGAGCUACGAAAAGGACUUGCCACAACAAUUACAGAGCUCCCACCGAUCUUGGUAGAUCACGCGUUGAAGACGAAUGGCUUUGACACCACUGCACAGCCGGCAUCCGUACUUGAAAAUGAUGGACUGUUAGAUCUUCUUUUGCAAUCGCUGCAAGAAGCACGCAAAAUUGUGGGAGACGUCACGAGCUCGGAUACCUGCAAGGGCUACAUAUUUGCCAAGUCUCGACCGAAGAAGCCCGAGGAAAGUACAGAGGAAAAGACGGACCAAGAGCGAUCCAAUGGUAUGCUAUACGAGGACUUUCACCCCUUCAUCCCGAAACAGUUCCAGGAAGACCCUCAGUAUACCGUGCUCGAUUUUGAGAAUUACAAUCUCAUGGUGGAUGAGUUCUUUUCCUCCAUCGAAGGCCAAAAGCUUGAGUCGAAAUUGUCAGAAAGGGAAGCUGCCGCAAAGAAGAAGCUCGAAGCUGCCAGGGCCGACCAAGCAAAGAGAAUAGAAGGAUUACAAGAAGUCCAGACUCUGAAUAUGAGAAAGGCCAGUGCAAUCCAGGCAAACGUGGAGCGAGUACAAGAAGCCAUUGAUGCAGUCAACGGUCUCAUCGCUCAAGGCAUGGAUUGGGUGGAUAUUGGAAAACUCAUUGACAGAGAGCGUCUGCGAAAGAAUCCAGUAGCUGCCAUAAUUUCCUCUCCCCUGAAGCUGUCAGAAAAUACGAUCACACUGCUACUGGGCGAGGCAGAAGAGGAGGAAGAGGAAGAGGACGAAGCGUACGAAACGGACUCUUCAUCCGACUCCGAGGACGACAUUGAUGCCGCAGCAUCCGCUAAACAAAGCAAUGGCAAGAAAUUAUCGAUCGAUGUAGACCUAGGUCUUUCUCCGUGGGCAAACGCAAGAAGCUACUACGGAGAGCGGAAACAGGCCGCUGUGAAGGAACAAAAGACAGCAUCCCAGGCGGAGAUUGCGUUGAAAAAUGCAGAGCAGAAAAUCGCCAUCGAAUUGAAGAAGGGGCUUAAGCAAGAGAAGCCGCUUUUACAGCCAGUCAGGAAGCAGAUGUGGUUCGAGAAGUUCAUCUGGUUCAUUUCGUCUGAUGGCUACCUUGUACUUGGUGGCAAGGAUGCUGCGCAAAACGAAAUCAUUUAUCGCCGUUAUCUGAAGAAGGGCGAUGUUUAUGUCCACGCAGAUCUCCACGGCGCGCCUACAGUUGUCAUCAAGAAUAACCCCCAGACGCCUGAUGCUCCCAUUCCACCUUCAACACUUUCACAAGCGGGCCACCUGUCGGUAUGUGCAUCGUCUGCAUGGGACUCAAAGGCCGGCAUGGGAGCCUACUGGGUUAAUGCAGAUCAAGUUUCCAAAUCAGCGCCAACGGGAGAAUUUCUCCCGACGGGCAGUUUCAUGAUUCGUGGCAAGAAGAACUUUUUGCCACCAGCGCAACUUAUUCUUGGGUUCGGCAUCAUGUUCAAAAUCAGUGAGGAGAGCAAGAGCAAGCAUGUCAAGCACCGGCUUCAUGAGGGAGGGGCUCAAGCUCCUGUUGCUGAGGCUGCAAGAGAAACGAUCGAUGAUGAUACAGCCAGCCAUGAUGGUCAUAGCGAGGUUGCGGAUCACACUGAACCUGAAGACGAGAUGGGUGAAGAGCAAGACAAGGACCACCAGAAUAGAGCCAACCCCUUGCAGUCAUCCGGAGAACCCAAUGAGGAUGCUGAUAUAACCGAGGAGGACUCACCUCCUGCCGAAGAGAUGAGUAAGCUUGAUGUACAGGACCCUAGCUCUGACGAAGCUGCACCAGCAAAUGAGCCAGAGGUAUCUGAACUUGACAAAGCGGAGGAGCAAUCAGACGAGGAGGAGGAUCCUCCUGCGACAUCGACCGCGGCAGCAACAUCUGGCAAGGUGACCCCACAGCCACAAGCACAGAAAAAGCAGCAACCAAAGCGUGGCCAGCGAGGUAAAGCCAAGAAGAUCGCCGCGAAAUACAAAGAUCAAGAUGACGAGGAUCGCGUCGCAAUUGAAGCACUUAUUGGUGCAACUUCUGGGCAAAAGAAGGCCGAAGCCGAAGCUAAGGCCAAAGCCGAGCGCGAAGCCGCCCAGCUUGCCGCCAAAGAGCGCCGCCGUGCUCAACAUCAGAAACAGCAACGCGAGACAGCAGAACACGAAGAGGUCCGGAAGAUGAUGCUUGAAGAGGGCGUUGAUGUGCUGGAGCCCGACGAGGCCGAAAAGGCCACUCCUCUCGAUAGCCUUGUUGGUGCACCAAUGGUUGGUGAUGAGAUCCUAGAGGCCGUCGUUGUCUGUGGACCAUAUUCAGCACUAGGCAAACUGAAAUACAAGGUGAAACUGCAGCCAGGCGCACAGAAGAAGGGAAAAGCAAUCAAGGAGAUUCUAGAGGGCUGGAAAGCAGUCAGCACCAAGAAGGGUGUCCUGGACGAGAAGAGCCAGGACAAGGAGCGCAUGUGGCCACGGGAGGUCGAGCUUCUCAAAGCACUUAAACCCGAGGAGGCGGUAAACACCGUGCCGGUGGGUAAGGUGCGAGUAAUGGUGACCGGUGGUGCUUCAGGAGGUGGUGGUGCAGGAGAUAAGGGUAAGGGUGGAAAAGGAGGCGGCAAGGGCAAGAAGCGAUGA